GAUCAAACAACUCAAAAGGUCCUGCUCAAGGGAAGGUUAAAGAUGGUCUAUAUCAGUUUGAUCUCAACAAUCACCAGUUUCAGUCAUCUGUCACCCUUAAGGGUUUUUCCAGUUCUAGAAGCCACGAUGAAGUUAGUUUCAGUUUGAAUAAGGCUUAUGAGUUUGACUUAAGGCAUCAAAGGUUGGGUCAUGUCAGUCGUGAUGUAGUUAAGAAAGCUCUUGAAUAUUGUAAUGUUCUCUUUGUUAUUAAUGAAAAGGCCAGUUUAUGCAGUUCAUGUGUGAUGAGUAAAAGCCACAGAUUACCUUACUCACACUCAAGUUAUACAACCUCAGAACCCUUGGAACUCAUACAUAGUGAUCUGCGGGGGCCAACACCUAUCAAAUCUAGGAAUGGUUACUCUU
Messenger RNA from Striga hermonthica, 402 nucleotides. The record is from the annotation of a GenBank genome assembly. Lineage: Eukaryota; Viridiplantae; Streptophyta; Magnoliopsida; Lamiales; Orobanchaceae.